Loa loa (African eye worm) is the source of this 351-nucleotide messenger RNA. RefSeq lists its product as hypothetical. The transcript has 5 exons. Lineage: Eukaryota; Metazoa; Nematoda; Chromadorea; Rhabditida; Onchocercidae. Bases 1 to 351 code for a protein of 116 amino acids. The record is from RefSeq and is a predicted model, not a curated record.
AUGAAUGACCACUUAUCCCCGGAUCAAAUCUACUGCGUACUUCGGUCAAUUGCUUUGCAUUUAAUACUAAUAUCAUUUAGGUCUAAAGUGGUUGACGGAACUCUUUUGAACGGAAAAACGGAAAGAAAAAAGGGAAUAAACGAUUUAGCAAUACUGAAAAUAGACAAAAUAUUACCAUAUAUUAUCAGAAAUCUUGCUAAAACAGUAAAUAAUAACGAUGAUACUACGAUGCCACAUCAAACAGAUGCUAUUACCACUGAUUACCAUUUCCAUGUUCGUUUCAGUAAUAGUUGUAUUGAUACACUAAGAGCAGUAGUGGUAAAUAGUAUAGUAGCAGUAGUGAUGAACUGA